Etheostoma cragini (Arkansas darter) is the source of this 1456-nucleotide messenger RNA. RefSeq names its product C-X-C chemokine receptor type 5. The coding region runs from base 230 to 1318 and encodes 362 amino acids. The record is from RefSeq and is a predicted model, not a curated record. Gene Ontology annotation, cellular component: membrane. The transcript is spliced from 2 exons. Lineage: Eukaryota; Metazoa; Chordata; Actinopteri; Perciformes; Percidae. Gene Ontology annotation, biological process: G protein-coupled receptor signaling pathway; immune response; chemotaxis. Gene Ontology annotation, molecular function: chemokine receptor activity.
AUACUGUAGGGUGUGGUUACUUGGACUUGCAUUACUGCCCUUUCAUGCUUACUAUAGAAAGCCUUGCAUUUAAAGCUUUGGUCUGUUAUGACUUGCAGUUUCAACGCACCCCCAACGCAGAAAUAAGCAAAGCAAAUAUAGAAGUACCAGCACUAAGAGGAAGUUGGCUAUACACACAUUUCACUACGGCAGUGUAAGAUAUACAUUCAAGUGACCAAGACUUACCCACAUGGCCUAUGCAGUUACCUUUCCAGAGCAGGAAGGCCCAGAUUAUAAUUAUUCAGACUACACUUAUGAAAACAACGACACAGCCUGUGAAGAUGAGGGGACCGGCCUGCAGACCUUCAACGCCGUGUUCCGACCCUUGCUCUACAGCUUGAUCUUUCUGCUGGGGGUGGCGGGGAAUGGCCUGAUGAUAACUGUCCUCCUGAAACGUCGGCGCCUCCUGCGCAUCACUGAAAUCUACCUGCUCCACCUCGCCCUGGCUGACCUCAUGCUCCUCUUCACGUUUCCAUUCGACAUAGUCGACAGUGCCACUGGCUGGCUGAUGGGCGAGUUUCUCUGCAGGCUGAUGGGCCUGAUGAAAAAUCUUAACUUCCGCUGUGGUAGUUUCCUCCUAGCUUGCAUUGGGUUCGAUCGGUAUUUGGCCAUUGUUCAUGCUAUUCCAAGCAUGCAAAGUCGACGUCCCAGAACAGUGCAUCUAACAUGCAUUACAUUAUGGCUGGUCUGUUUGGGUUUAUCAGUACCCAAUGCUGUGUUUCUUUCAGUGAAGGAAGAAGCCACUAAUGCAUCUAGGCUCUCCUGUUCCAAUCAUCUUUAUGGAAUCUAUGCAAACAACUGGGUUUUGACCAAUCGAGUCUUUGACCAUUUGUGUUUUUUCCUUCCUCUGGCUGUUAUGUGCUAUUGUUACGCAGCUGUGGUACUGACUUUGUGCAACAGUCAGAAAAGCCAAUCAAAGCAAGGAGCAAUUCGACUGGCUUUACUCGUCACUCUUGUCUUUUUCUUCUGUUGGCUGCCCUAUAAUAUCACCUUAAUAAUAGAAACUAUGGUAGACCUGCGCGUUAUCGUAUAUAAAACCUGUAGCUUGUAUGUCCUACUGCGACCUGCCCUUGAUGUGACCAAAAGCCUGGGGCUCUCACACUGUUGCCUGAACCCGUUCCUGUAUGCCUUCGUUGGGGUGCGGUUUCGCAAUGAGCUAAUAAAGUUACUUUGUAAAUUGGGAUGCAGCCGUGUUUGCCUACCUUUCAUCAGAGCUCAGAGUCACAGUCAAGCAUCCAUAUCUGAUGGAGUAACCACCACCAGCACCGUCUACAUCUAAUAAACUUGUAUUCAAAUGUCAGGUGUAACUAAAAAGCCUGUGUACAACUGUAUUUCAUUUGUAAUAAUGAAAAAAAUUGAUAUUAUCUGAUAGUACCAAUUGCUACUUUAAUUGCAUUUAAAAGAUAUUUUAUUUACC